Gadus chalcogrammus (walleye pollock) is the source of this 2056-nucleotide messenger RNA. It is a transcript of the gene syt5a, whose product is annotated as synaptotagmin Va. Gene Ontology annotation, molecular function: syntaxin binding; calcium ion binding; phosphatidylserine binding. Gene Ontology annotation, biological process: cellular response to calcium ion; calcium ion-regulated exocytosis of neurotransmitter; regulation of calcium ion-dependent exocytosis. Lineage: Eukaryota; Metazoa; Chordata; Actinopteri; Gadiformes; Gadidae. Gene Ontology annotation, cellular component: dense core granule; synaptic vesicle membrane; axon. The transcript has 8 exons. The coding region runs from base 1 to 1275 and encodes 424 amino acids. The record is from RefSeq and is a predicted model, not a curated record.
AUGCGAUUGGUCAGAGUGGAGGGGGGCCGGUUCCGGAGGGCGGCGGAGGAGAGCGAGCGAGAGCGGGAGCGGGAACGCGAGCGUGAGCGUGAGCGGGGGGGUGAGCGUGAGCGGGGGGGUGAGCGUGAACGCGAGCCCCCGUCACACCACUCCAACCACCAGUACGCCAGCAUCAAGAGCAAGUUCUUCAAUGAGCUAACACACCUUCCGAUGCCCAUGUGGGCCAUUGGCGCCAUCGUGGUGGUGGUGCUGGCCCUGGUGGCGUGCAUGGGCUUCUGCAUCUACAGGAAGUGCAUCAACAAGGGCAAGAAACCCAAGAAGGUGCGCGAGAGGAAGGGAGGCCGAGGCCGCAAGAAGAAGGACAAGGACGGCGAGGACGGAGAGGGCAAGGAGGGAGAGGAAGGGAAGGAUGAGGAAGAGAGAGAGGCCCUUGGCAAGCUGGAGUUCAGCUUGGAUUACAACUUCACCGAGAACCAGCUCGUCGUUGGCAUCCUCCAGGCCCAGGAUCUACCCGCCAUGGACAUAGGAGGCACCUCGGACCCCUACGUCAAGGUCUUCAUGCUCCCGGACAAGAAGAAGAAGUUUGAGACAAAGAUUCAGCGCAAGAACCUCUGCCCUGUGUUCAACGAGACCUUCACCUUUAAGAUCCCCUAUAGCGAUCUCGGCGGCCAGACCCUGGUGAUGCAGGUGUUUGACUUCGACCGCUUCGGGAAACACGACCGUAUCGGUGAGAUAAAGAUCCCCAUGAACAGCGUGGACAUGGCACAGCCCCUCAACGAGUGGCGGGACCUGGUGGGCGGCGAGAAGGAGGUGCAAGAGAAGCUGGGUGACAUCUGCAUCUCCCUGCGCUACGUCCCCACCGCCGGCAAGUUCACCAUCAACAUCAUGGAGGCCAAGAACCUGAAGAAAAUGGACGUUGGAGGACUGUCAGACCCCUUCGUCAAGGUGGUGCUGCAGCAUCAGGGCAAGCGUCUGAAGAAGAAGAAGACGUCGGUCAAGCAGAACACCCUCAACCCCUACUUCAACGAGAGCUUCAGCUUCGAGAUCCCCUUCUCCCAGAUCCAGAAAGUCCAGGUGCUGAUCACAGUCUACGACUACGACAAGUUGGGCAGCAACGACGCCAUUGGCAAGUGCUGGAUCGGCUUCGGGUCCUCUGGCAUCGGGCUCCGCCAUUGGUCAGAAAUGUUGGCCAAUCCCAGGCGUCCGUGUGCCCAGUGGCACACGCUGUCUACGGAGGAGGAAGUGGACGCCCUCCUGAAAAACCCAAUCCGCUGAACACACCCACACACAUUUUUUACAAUGUUACAGUAAGCUUCCGACAGUAAUGAUCAUUACAAUACACACAGACACACACAGACACACACACACACACACACACACACACACAUGAAUCUAUACUCCAAUUACAGACAUAUGCAGUUUAUAAGCAUUAAGUACAAAAACACACAUGCAUGACAAGAAAUACUGAAGUAAUAAAGUGAAACAUAUUGAGUACCACACAGACACACACAGACACACACACACACGCAAAAUCCAUGUACAAACACUGUCUGAAAUGUUUGCAAUAGCCCACAGGGAAACACCUUUGAAUCUUCCCGCACAAAUGAAUAAAGUUAGAUAUUUGUUCCUUUCUACAUUGACUAGAUAUUUUGUUUUUUGUCUUUAUGGACUGUACUCAAGUCACCUAGUUGGUGGAAGGAGAUUUGGAUUCAGGUUUCCAGUAUCCAAACCACUGAUCAACUCUCUGCGUCCUUUAGCUUUGUGUAUUUCAUUUUCUUUGCUAUUUUUUGUUUCCAGAAGCAAGAACAAAAAAAUCACCUGUCUCGGCUAUUCUUGGCUUAAUGUUUUCCUUUGAAAGGUUCUUAGUUUAUUCUCACUAAAUACCCAUUUGUCUCUGAUGUUUUUGACUUUUGUUUGUUUUUGUGUGAAUGAGCCAACAGUGUCUGAACACAAGUGUUUGUAUGUGUUUCUGUUGCUAGUAUUUAAAAAGAUGUGGACUAUGUGAUGUACUUCUUGAUGCAAUGUGAAUGUAAACAGAUAGUAUAUGUAUGUGAAU